AUGGCUCCAGAUACACCUCCAAUGCAUGUCACCAAUGAUAGACAAGUUUCAAGCUUGAUUGCGUUAAGCAGAGUACAUUUGUUACGCCUUUGUGUGUCCUGUCGAGUGGAGAUGGAUACUGAGGAGAACCAGGAACGAUCAGAUGAAGAGUUUGGUGAAGAUGUUGAGGAAAAUUCAGAAGAUUCAACCGAUGAUGAGGCAGACAGUUCUGAUGUGAACGACGAUGGAGAAGAUGUCGACGAUGGAGAAGAUGUCGACGAUGCAACUUACUCUGACGGAGAAGAUUACAGUGUCUACGGAAAAGUGAAAAUGAAGAUGAUGAUGAAGAUGAAGUCUGUAUUGAAAAGGAUGGAUUACACUACCUCUUACAGAUCUUUGAUAUAUGCCCAACAAUUGGUCAGAGGAACAGCUGAAGAUGGAUAUGCGAGUCUCUCAGCUUACCUACAUUCAGUGAACAAAGCCAAUCCGGGAACUGUAUCAGCUCUUCAUGUAGAUUCGAAUAACAAAUUCAAAUAUCUAUUUCUCGCAUUUGGAGCAUCGAUUGCUGGUUUUCAAUACAUGAGAAAAGUUAUUGUGGUUGAUGGCUGUCAUCUAACAGGGAAAUACGAGGAUGGUUAUCCUUUAGUGAUAGUUUCUGACAGACAUAAUUCUAUUAAGAAAGCUUGUGCAACUAUUUUCCCAUGGGCAAAACGAGGGAUCUGCUACUACCAUCUACAACAUAACAUAGUAACAAAGUUUAGGGGGAAGCAGCUGUUGUACUUGGUUAAACGUGUGGCUUAUGCUUACAACCUCUAUGACUACAACCGGUACAUGGCGGAGUUGAGACAGAUCAAGCCUGACCUUGCUGACUAUUUGGAAGAAGCCGAUGUCUCUCUUUGGUCCCGAGUUCACUUUGUUGGAGACAGAUACAAUAUUAAGACUAGCAAUGUCGCAGAGUCUAUAAAUGUUGCACUUAAGAAGGCCCGAGGAUAUCCCAUUUCAUUCCUCUUGGAUUUCAUACGAGAGAAGCUUGGUCGGUGGUUUUUAAAACGCAGAGAGGAUGCUUUGAGUCUCACAACACAUAAUACUCGGGGAGUGGAGUAUUUGCUGGCGAUUUGUGGACAUUAUGCAGAUGCAAUGGAGGUGGACCGAAUUGACACUUGGAGAUACUAUGUGAAAGGAGGAACCAGGAAUUGUAUUGUUGAUUUGGAACAUGGAAUGUGUGAAUGUGGUGUGUUUUACAUCGAGAAGAUCCCAUGUUCACAUGCUAUUGCAGCUGCAUUAGCCGGUGGGAUAACUGUGGAUUCUCUUGUAUGUCCGACUUACUAA
Molecule: messenger RNA, 1308 nt
Organism: Eutrema salsugineum
Lineage: Eukaryota; Viridiplantae; Streptophyta; Magnoliopsida; Brassicales; Brassicaceae
Exons: 3
Coding region: 1-1308 (435 amino acids)
Molecular function (GO): zinc ion binding
Source: RefSeq, a predicted model, not a curated record